AAGAGAGGACGAGAGGAGAGAAUUCAGAAAGGAUUCUAAGGUUGUUCGUUAAUUAGAAAGUUGUAGGCAAAAUCCUAGCAUGCCAAUAUUCAGUAAAGCCUCCCAUUUCUACCAGUACCAAGCAGACAAUCCAAAAUAGCAAAACAGAAAAUUUCUGAGAGUACUACUAAUUACCAGCUAAGUAACAGAAUUAUUCCAUUUCUAGAUACUCAAAGCUGGUACACCAGCUCAGCUCAGUGGAUAUUUUUCUUCUUUUUUUGAUAAUAAACCUUGAGUGCGUUGCCAUCUCCCUCAGUAUUCUUCUUACCAUUUUGACCCGAGUUGUGUUGGGUCUCAACAACUUUUCUGCCUUUGGAAACUUCCUUGUCCUCAAGAAAAAAUUCUGGAAAUUGCUUCUUUAGAAAAAUGAUGUCUUCUCAGGUAGUCACCUCUGGUUCCAGUUAGCCCACUGCACCCAGACUGCUCGGUUGUCUGUCUUCCUUUCUGGACAGUUCUCUUCUGCAAAAUUCUAAGCAGUUCAAUUUUUGGGAGUCCCUCUGUGUCCACUGCAGGCAAUUCAUCACAAUGAACAUUGCUUCUGAAAAUAAAUUUCUUCAUGGAACACAGGAUGUAUUCUAGCACGAUCAGGUAAUUUCAAUUUGUAUGCAGCUGGUGGAAAACCUUAAGGCUCCAGGAACACGUUGGAAAAACUGCCCAACAGCUGCUGCUUCAGGCUGUUUGCUUCUGGAUUCUUAGCUCUUUCUCCUUCCAGACUGCCAUUUCCGCACACAAUACAGCCGCAUUUGACUGCUAUUUCUUCCUCAUCAUUCUGCUCAACCCAUUACAAGUCUUCUUAAUUUGUUAUUCUCUACCAGCCCCAUCAGUUUAAUUUCUCUUCCAUCCAUAGUCAACGAUACAAGAUUGUACAAAAUCAAAGUUAAUGGGCCUGAACUGCCUCAUGCAGUCUACUCCAAGGAUCAUAUAAUAGCAACCCAGUUGUAAGAUUCUGGAGCUGUAACAGAAUCUAUAGCUCUGCAUUUUCUUGAACUUCUACACAUUUCCUGUGACUAGUAACAUUUUGUCCAUUGGCCACAACAAUGCUAAGAAUCUUCUUAUUCACUACUUUGUCCUUUAGCUGUUCAGCCACACCUACACCCAAGGAGGGAUGCAAGUGGCCGCUAUCCAGUAAUAUAACAAUUUGUUCUUCUCCAGGAUCCCUUUUAUUCCUACAGGCCUCCCACAACUGCAUCUUCAAUAGUCUGCAAGGAUAUAGUUACUUGAAUAGGAUAUGUUCUAUAGGCUCGUACUUCUGUUUCCUUGAGUUCUAAGGAGACAGAAUUUCAAGUCUGGUGGAUGAAUCAUAACCGUGUGAUCAGAGCGUGAUUAAUGGCAGAGACAGUUCUGAAUCGUUGAUGAGAGAAGAUCGUUCCUAGUUGGGUUGGAUCUUGGGUAGGGUGGUUACUCGGUUGUCUGACAGACUAAUCAAAAAUAGUUCCUGCCCCUUCUACCUCUGUUUCUACUCCCUCUUUUUCUCUGGCUCCUCCUUACACCCUUCCAUGGUCAAAACAGCCCUGUGUUCAUAUUGAUAACCUGGGAAGAAUCUCUCCCCACAUUUGAAGCAAGAGUUGAAGUGUCUUUUGUGGUCAUUCGAGUUGGCUUUUUGGUGAUGGUAGGGUCCUGUUUUUUGGUAUGUUUGCAUUUUAGUGGUGGCUUCCAUUGCAGAGUAGGUAUAUGAUGAGCGUUUUUUGGUUGAGACAGGGGGCUGUAGGUUGUGGUGUGUGGUUGUUUUUGAAGGAUUGCUGGUGGAAUUGUAUGGAUAAAUUUUUUGGUUUUCGGGACCUUGCUUCCACAACUUGUUCUUGAACCAAGGCCUGUUCAAAAGCUUGGUUUAAAUUUUUCGGUUUAAGGAGUUUGAGCAUGGUUUAAGUUCGUCAUUCAAUCCGCUUAUAAAGCUGGAAACAAAGUAUUUCUCACUAAGGAUUGGGAUCUCCAUCAACAUCAAUGAAUGCAGCUCUUCAAACUGCUCCUGGUAUUUUAAAACAGUCCCCUCUUGAGUGAGUUUAUUAAACUCCUCCACAACAUCAAUAUUGGCUGCUUCCCAAAGAUUCUAGAAAGUUCUUCGACAAACUCAUCCCUGCACUGAACCUCAUUCAGACUUCCCACCCUUGAUACAAUAAAUCAGCCGUUUCAGCUAAAACUGGACUCACCAGCUCGAUUCUUUGCUCCUCCACAACUCUAUGUACCUGAAAAUACUUCAGGCACCUCCUAACCCAGGACUGCAGGUUUCCACCCUAAAAAAUGGGUAUUGCUACCCUUAGAAAGGCACUAUUUGAGUUACCCUGACUAGAGUCUGGACCGUUAUUGGUCCUCCCUGCUCCCUUGUCCUUGAAGUGGGUAAAACACCCUUGUGAGGCUGACUAGGUAAAGGGGAAGAAGAUGCCCGGGCUGGUGCUUCAAGGGGUUGCAGCAUGCUGUGCACUAUUUCUACCAGACUUUCAAAGUGUGCUCCCAGCGUUGCUUGUUUCUGUUUCUCUGUUUCUUUGAGCUCAUCAGAAUUGUGCUGCAUAGUAUCUUAGAUUUCUGUCAUGAAGCCUUUCAGUUUCUGGUUGAAUUCUUGCACCGAGUCUUCCAAGAGUUGAAUAUGUCGAUGAUUUGUUAUGGCAGCCUUUCUGGUUGUGCGUGCCAUCACAAAUCUAGAUGUCAAGGUGUCCUCAGUAUCGGAGAGCUCUUAUAUCAAGUUGUUAGGAGCUUCAGACGUGAAUUCCUCUGUGAAUUUGUGUGAGAGUGAGUGAGAGAUAAGGAGUUUUAGAUUGAGUAGAAAGGACAGAAAAAAAAGAUUUUAGGGCUUGAAUGAGAAAAGAGAAGGGAGAAGAGAAGAUGAGAGGAGAGAAUUUAGAAAGGAUCCUAGGACUCCUCGUUAGUUCAGAAAGUUGUUGGCAAAAUUUCUAGUAUGCCACCAUUUGGGACAAACUUCCUAUUUUCAUCAGUACAAAGCAAAAAAUCCAAAAUAGCAAAGCAGAAAAAUUCUGAGAGUACUACCUAUUACCAGCUAUGGUAACAGAAUUAUUCCAUAUCUAAAUACUCAAAUCUGGUAUGCUAGCUCAGCAAAGCGGAUAUUUUUCUUCUUUUUUCGAUAAUAAAUCUCGAGUACCUUGCCACCUCCCUCAGUAUUCUUUUUACCAUUUUGACCUGUCUUUGGGGUGUUAACAGUUUACUUGUGGUCACUCUACUCCAUGUAUUCUCUCUUUACAUUUGUGUUACUUGGGGCCUCGAGUUCUAUAAGAUCAUGGGAUAUCAUGUCCUGUUUGAUUGACUGACCUGUGUUCUGUUAGGUCUCUUAAAACCCUACUAGUCCUUUUUAUAUAUAUGUUUUAAAAAAAAUUCUAAUCUUUGUGAAUUUUUGAAGUUGUUCUUUGGGUGCUUGAGAGGGUUGGAAGUUUUUGUGUAACCAAUCUGAAUCAAAUUGUGUGAUGAUUUUUCCUUCUGGCACUCAGAUGCUGCAAAAAGGACAUAUCUGAUGGAUCAACUUAUGCAGGUGUGGAUGAAGCAUCUCUGCUUGAGUUGAUGUCUCAAACACAAAAGCUAAAAAAUCUUUGCUUGAGGGAUACUCACCUUACAGAUAUUGCUCUCUAUAAUUUCUCAGGUUCUUCGUUGGAGAUGCUUGAUGUUUCUAACACUAAGAUUUCCAGCACUGCAGUCGCUCAUAUUGCUCGUAGAAAUCCUGGUUUGAAGUGCUUGGAAGCAAGGGGCUGUAGAAAUUUGCAUCAGCAAGAGAAAACUGAAGGAGCAAGGUUCUCUUCCUCUUGCAUGUGUAGUGAACUAAUUACUGAAUUAGGCAGGACAUGCAUAUUGGAAGAAAUUGCCAUAGGUUGGGGGUUUGCUUACUCAUCUCUAGAGGUUCUCAGUUCUGCAGUUACAUCGUUACGGGCAAUAGCUGUUGGUUUAGGUGGAUCAUUAGGUGAAGGUGCAUUGAAGCUACUACCAACUUUGUGUCCUCUCCUAGAGUCAUUAAUUCUUCAGUUCCAGGUGAUCUCCGAUUGCAUCAUUGCAAAUAUUAUGAAAUCACAGAAGCACUUGCAAGUUGUGGCCUUGUGCUACUGUUUUGGUGACAUAUCCAUGUCAAGUUUCAGGUUCUCUGUUCCAAAUCUUCGGAAAUUGAGGCUUGAAAGGGUUACUCCUUGGAUGACCAAUAAUGACUUGUUUACUUUGACUCAGAACUGUGUCAACAUAAUUGAGAUUUCAUUGGUAGGAUGCAUGCUUCUUGAUGCAGGUGCUCAACAAAUUAUUUCAUUCGGAUGGCCUGGCCUGAUUUCUCUUCGUCUUGAGGACUGUGGAGAAGUAACUGCCAAUGGAGUUUGUUCUCUUUCGAAUUGCAUUGCUCUUGAAGAGCUUCUGCUGCGCCAUAAUGGCCCUGGAAUCUGUAAGAACUUCAUUCUUGAUGCUGCUUCGAAGAUGCCCAUGCUUCGACAAAUAUCAUUAGAUUUAUGUGACGCAAGCGAGGGUGACUUUGACAUUCCAGAUCUUUAUAAUAGGUGCUUCUUAAGUACUGUCAAGAUUGCGAGGUGCAAGUCUCAAAAAUGCGCUUUAAGCCUUCAGCAAGUUCAAGAGGCACGAGGAAGGCCAGUGCAUAAAGAGACAUUAGUGUUGGCAUGGAGCAGCAGACAUUUGGCUAGGACAGUGGUGAAGGAAAGACUUUAGCAUUACCAAUGAGAGGGGGCAACCUCCGACUGUUCAAAUCAUAUAUGUUUUUUUGUGACUGUUUAGUGCUUUAUAACUUACUUUUUUUUGUCAUUAUAUAUAAAAUUAUUAAUUUUAUA
Messenger RNA from Carica papaya (papaya), 4796 nucleotides. NCBI's taxonomy places the organism in Eukaryota, Viridiplantae, Streptophyta, Magnoliopsida, Brassicales, Caricaceae. The record is from RefSeq and is a predicted model, not a curated record.